This is a messenger RNA of Saccostrea echinata, 706 nucleotides long. Its product is annotated as cuticlin-6-like. The transcript is spliced from 2 exons. Bases 1 to 678 code for a protein of 225 amino acids. The record is from RefSeq and is a predicted model, not a curated record. Lineage: Eukaryota; Metazoa; Mollusca; Bivalvia; Ostreida; Ostreidae.
AUGCAAAAUUCACUUAAAGUAAUUGGUACCUUUUAUUUGGUUUUGCAACUGAACUGGAAUAUUCAUGUUAACGGCAAUUCGGACAAUGAAUGUAAACAGCUUUUCGACAUUAUCUUCUGCAUCGACGGCUCUGACAGAAUCAACAAAGUGGACUUUUAUACUUUACGCCUGGCCAUGAAAGGGUUGAUAGAUCGACUUAAUAUUGGAGAGGGUAACGGAAGGAUGGGAAUGGUGGUUUAUAGUCGGGAUAUAGCUCUGGAAGUGCCACUAUCAGAUGACAAGGAAUACCUUAGAAGGCAAGCCCAAACGAUGCCUCAUCCAAGGGAGGGAGCAAACACGGAUAAGGGGAUCGCAAAAAUGAGGGAAAUCUUCGGGAGAAAUUCUAGAAGGGGUGUUCCGAUGGUGGGAAUCGUUGUGAUGGGUGGUAUGUCUAAAAAUCCACCUCAGACUGCAAUGCAGGCGUCUCUGGCUAAGAAGUACGGAAUUAACAUGUACUCUGUUGGUGUCACUCACUUCACAGAUAUUGUUGAACUUAACGCCAUUGCAUCCAGACCAUCACAAGUUCUCACCGUUGAAUCUUUUGAUAUGUUGGCUAGGAAUCUAGAAGACAUCGUUAAGCUGGUUUGUCCUAGUCAGUAUCACAAGGUUCAUGGUUAUUCUGUUCACUGUAUUUCAUAGAGCUUCAUAUUUUGCUUUCUAUAUAAAA